Messenger RNA from Oryza brachyantha (malo sina), 2149 nucleotides. RefSeq lists its product as uncharacterized. Bases 1 to 1443 code for a protein of 480 amino acids. Lineage: Eukaryota; Viridiplantae; Streptophyta; Magnoliopsida; Poales; Poaceae. The record is from RefSeq and is a predicted model, not a curated record. The transcript is spliced from 3 exons.
AUGGAGCGGCGGAGUGGUGGUGGUGGUGGCGGCGGCGGCGGCUUCUUCGCGGCGCUGCGGGAGGAGGUGGCGCGCGGGCUGUCGCCGGCGCGGGCGCGGGCGCGCGCGCGCGCCCGGAGCAGGGCGGAGGCGGCGGAGCUGGCGGCGGCGCUGAGGAUGUCCGGAGGGGGGGAGAUGCUGGCGCCGCUCAUGGAGGGGCCCGAUCCGGAGUCCGGCGACGGGGAAGGCGGCGGCGGUGGGGCCGCCAGGGGCGCGCGCGGAGGGCGGAGGGGGGAGGGGUGGGGGCAGUGGGUGAGGGGCCAGCUCGCGCGGGCGCCGUCCUCCGUGGCCGCCGCGGCGGCCGGCGCCGGCGCGGCGCGGAACGACCUCAGGCUGCUGCUCGGCGUCAUGGGCGCGCCCCUCGCGCCCGUGCAUGUCUCCGCCGCCGAGCCGCUCCCGCACCUUAGCAUCAAGGACACCCCCAUCGAGACCUCGUCGGCACAGUACAUACUGCAGCAGUACCUGGCGGCCUCUGGUGGGCAGAGGCUUCUUGGGUCUGUCCGGAACGCGUACACCAUGGGCAAGGUGCGCAUGGUGGCCACCGAGUUUGAGAUUGCUGGCCGCCUUGUCAAGAACCGCAAUGCUGCUCGCUGCGCCGAGCCAGGCCGCUUUGUCCUUUGGCAGAUGGCUCCUGAGAUGUGGUACAUUGAGCUGGCUGUCGGUGGGAGCAAGGUGCAUGCCGGCUGCAAUGGCAAGCUCGUCUGGCGCCACACCCCAUGGCUCGGUGCCCAUGCUGCCAAGGGCCCUGUUCGCCCUCUCCGUCGUGCACUUCAGGGCUUGGAUCCAUUGACCGCUGCAAGCAUGUUUGCUGGUGCACGCUGCAUUGGGGAGAGGAAGGUGAAUGGGGAGGAUUGCUUCAUUCUGAAGCUGUGCACUGACCCUGAGACCCUUAAGGGGCGCAGUGAGGGCCUUGCAGAGAUCAUUAGGCAUGUCAUGUUUGGAUAUUUUAGCCAGAGGACUGGCCUUCUUGUCCAUAUUGAAGAUUCACACCUGACCCGGAUCCAGUCAACAACCGGAGGAGAUGCUGUUUACUGGGAGACUACCAUCAAUUCAUUCAUCGAGGAUUAUCGUCCCGUUGAAGGUAUAAUGAUUGCACAUUCUGGCCGGUCGGCUGUGACCCUAUUCCGUUUCGGUGAGGUGGCCAUGAGCCACACCAAGACUCGAAUGGAGGAGGCAUGGAGCAUUGAGGAGGUUGCGUUCAAUGUCCCUGGUUUGUCCAUGGACUGUUUCAUACCACCCACUGAUAUAAAAUCUGGAUCUAUUAGCGAAACUGUUGAGCUUUCUCAUGGUGAGAAGAGCAAGGUUGGCCCUCCCCCUGGCCACCGCGCUAAAGUUGCUGCAUUGGAGAAGGCAGUUAAUGAGAAAGUAGCAUGGAGUGGAACUAUACUCGAAGAUCACAAUUGAUUUGUAGCCUGUCCAUACAUGCUUCUUACAUUGCAGUUGACUGACUUCGAUCAAUGUAGUGUAGGUGAGAAACAGGUUGAAAGGAGGAUUUGGAAUUUGUAGAACCAAAUGUCCUUUGUGUAUAGGGAGCAGCAUGAAGCAUUCACCAGAUCCUGCAUAUCCUUGAAGAUGAUCUGGGUGAAGCAUCUUUUCUAAUCUCCUCUUGAUAUAUGGGUAGUAGGUAGCCUCGUUUGCUACCUUGGGGUUUUUGUCAGUGCCAUCUGAAAGAGCAUGGUGCGUCCUCCAUUCCAGCCACAUGUGGAAGGUCCAUUGUGGUAAUGCUGUUAGUUAUCCUUCAGCAAUACUGAUUGGUCAUUGGUCAGUGGGGAAGAAGGAUUUCCUUGCUGGCAACCGACAGUGAUUUAGUUGCCAUCUUGUUGCCAUUACAUACGAUUUGGCGAAUUUGGUUGUCAUCACAUCCAAUUGGCGGUUCAAUAUGCUGUGCUGGGUGAUGCUUCCUGGUCAAGCUAACUUCAGAGAAAAGUAGAACCUCUGAAAAUGGUUGCUACUUCUUAGGUUCCUAAUUGUAAGUUUUUUUCCCCUUAAACCUUCCGUCGCAUCUCUCCUAUUUAUCAUGAGAUGGUGUACUCAACAGAAGUUUGAUGUAAUCCAAAACAUCUAUGAUUGUGAAGGGUUGAACUGUUUGUGAUGUCUGCUACCCUGCUCA